AUGCAAACUGAAAAGAUUUUUGAUUUAGCAACAAAAAAAGGUGUUUCGGCUCUUAUAAUCACUCUUUUUGAACAAAUGAAACGUGAAGUAUUGGAUAUUGCUAACGUUUCGGGUCCGGUAAAUGAUACUUGCAAUAGCAAGGUGGACGACUAUUUUUACUCUGAGAGAAGAAAGCUUUUAGAAUGUUUUGAAUCUGAACAACCUAGAGGGGAACAGUGCCGGCAAGAAAUGUCAUCUUCGAUGAAUUGGGACCUUGACUGGCUAAGCAUGGAAAAUUGUUCAGACCUAUGGACUUUGUAUAUGGAAGAUUUGCAGUUUUGA
Messenger RNA from Pichia membranifaciens NRRL Y-2026, 321 nucleotides. RefSeq lists its product as hypothetical. The record is from RefSeq and is a predicted model, not a curated record. Bases 1 to 321 code for a protein of 106 amino acids. The transcript has a single exon. Lineage: Eukaryota; Fungi; Ascomycota; Pichiomycetes; Pichiales; Pichiaceae.